UGUGUUUGUAACUGCGCUUCUAAGACUAUGUGUGUAUGUCUGUGACUUUGUGUCUCACAAGGUGUCCGUGUGGGUGUGUGUUUGUAACUGCGCUUUGUGUGUGUGUGUGUGUGUGUGUGUGUGUGUAGUAAGGCAGUCAGUAGUCAGUAAGAGGAGGAAGUUUACUUUACUUUCUGGAGCCUUUGUCUGACGAGCAUCCCAUAAACAGCUCCCCCUCAGACCUCAGCAACCACUAUCCCAGAGCAGAUAAGGGAAACAUUGUUCAGGAGAUGAGAGCCCUUGUGCACUGAAGCCCUGCAGCCCUGUGGACCCAUUCUUGGUGCCGCCAUGGCUUUGGAGUCAGAGCAGAAAGUAAGCAAGCUGACUUUUGGAUUCCAGCGCAGUUCAACGUCAGAUGAUGAUUCCGGCUGUGUUUUGGAAGAAUAUGCAUGGGUUCCCCCAGGUCUGAAGCCAGAACAGGUUCAGCUGUACUUUUCCUGCCUCCCGGAGGAUAAAAUCCCCUACGUGAACAGCCCCGGAGAGAAGCACAGGAUCAAGCAGCUUCUGUACCAGCUACCGCCCCAUGAUAAUGAGAUGCGUUACUGCCAGUCACUGAGUGAGGAGGAAAAGAAAGAGCUGCAGCUGUUCAGCGUCCAGAGGAAGAAAGAGGCUUUGGGCCGAGGAGCCAUUAGGCAGCUGCCCAGGUCACUGAUGCACGUGGUUUGUGAGCAGUGCAAGGAGAAGAUAAAUGGCGGUGAAAUAGCCAUAUUUGUGUCCAGGGCGGGCUCCACCGUCUGCUGGCAUCCGGCCUGUUUCAUCUGUUCCACCUGCCAGGAGCUGCUCGUCGAUCUGAUCUACUUCUACCAGGACGGCAAGAUACACUGUGGCCGACACCACGCCGAGCUCGUGAAGCCCCGCUGUUCAGCCUGCGACGAGAUUAUUUUUGCCGACGAGUGCACCGAGGCAGAAGGUCGUCACUGGCACAUGAAACACUUCUGCUGUUUCGAGUGUGAAACCAUCCUGGGAGGACAGAGGUACAUCAUGAAGGAUGGCCGGCCCUUCUGCUGUGGCUGCUUCGAGAGUCUCUACGCGGAAUAUUGUGAAGCCUGUGGGAAUCAUAUUGGUGUUGACCAUGCUCAGAUGACCUACGACGGGCAACACUGGCAUGCCGUGGACAAGUGCUUCUGCUGUGCCCAGUGCAGGACCCCGUUGCUGGGCUGCCCCUUCCUGCCGAAACAGGGCCGGAUCUUUUGCUCCAAGGCCUGCAGCCUGGGCGAAGAUGUCCACGCCUCCGAUUCCUCCGACUCCGCCUUCCAGUCCGCCCGCUCCAGGGAGUCCCGGCGCAGCGUCCGCAUGGGGAGAAGCAGUCGGUCAGCAGACCAGUGCCGGCAGUCGCUGCUCCUGUCCCCCGCCGAUGACUACAAACGCUCCGGUUCCGGCGGCCACGGCGGCAGGACCUUCUGGAAGGGCAGCGGAGAGGCAGAGGCCCCGGAGGAGCAGGAGGAGUGGGCGGAGCACGAGGACUACCUGACGCAGCUACUGCUCAAGUUUGGCGACCGGGGGGUCUUCUUCCAGCCCCCCGGCGGCGACGAGGCCCAUGGCAACCCGGAGCUGCGCGUCCACGGGGCCCCGGGCCUGGCCAGCAACAAGUUUGAGCCCAGCCUGUCCUGGGCACAGUCCCAGGACAAUCUAGGCGACUCGGCCUACGGGAGCCACCCGGGCCCAGCCAGUAGCAGGAAGAUGCAGGACCUGGAGACAGAACACGGCCCCGUGGGCUUCAAGCACGGUGACAGCCCCUGGUACGGAGACUCACUGGAAUGCUUGAGCAGCGAGCUGAAGCCCAGCCAGCAGAGUGUCCGCAAUUCUGUGGACUCACUUGCCCUGUCCAACAUAACAGUAGGAGCCUCAGUGGACGGAGACAGCCAGCAGAGAUCGCCUGUCUUCACUCUGCAGGAUCUCCAAGAAAUGGAGAGCUGUGAGAAGGUGAGCAACAUGGGGACGAUGAACUCCUCGAUGCGCCACUGCAGCAUAGAGUCCCUGAAGAGCUUGGCGUCGGAGCACUGCCCAGUCCCAGAGCCGGAGGAAAAGCAGAAACCUCUCUACAACCCGAUGCUGAGGAGGUCAAAGUCACAGACGAGGCCUCAGCAAGUGAAGUUUUCCGAUGACGUUAUUGACAACGGGAACUGCGAGGAGAUCGAGGUUCGGCAGCCCCCAAUGAGCGAGCGGACACGGCGCCGAGUGUAUGACUUCGAAGGGCACGGCAGCCGGCACCACCAUCGCUGGCGCCGGAGCAGGAAAUCCCGUUCUGACAACGCGCUCCACUUGGCCGCCGAACGGAGGGGCCAGAGGGAAAGGCUUCACCUUCACUCUCCAAAAGACUGUGACAAACUGAUUGAGACCAACGCCCAUCGCGACAGACAGCCAUAUCACCAGAGCCAAGACGUGUACGGCCAGUACAGCCAGCCCCCGGACUACGCAUUAAACCAAGCGGUGGGCAAGUUCCUUGGCCUGUACGCUGACGACUAUGAUUCCUGGUGCUCAACAUGUUCCUCCUCGUCCUCUGAUUCAGAAGAAGAGGGUUACUUCCUUGGUCAACCUAUCCCACAGCCCCGAAGCCAAAGGUACCAGCUCUACGGCGAUGACCUUGCAGGAACAUCUGUGGUGCCAGCGUCUUCCACAACACCACAGAUCACAAGAGCCAAAAAGAACAAAAGCCACAAAGGGAAGAAUUGUAUAAUUUCCUAGAACAGAGCUAGUGGCGACCAAAUUUAUCAGGAGCGUUUCUGGAAUCUGAGUCUAGGUGUUACUGGACCAUCUCAUAGAAGCAGGCUAUAUACUGUAAAUUUAUUGGCAAUGGGAACUCUGUACCCACUUGUAAUCCCACAUGAAGGAACACUACCUGCCAUGCUCUGUCCCCACACCCUCAGCCAUCUUCACGCUGGAUUCAUGGUUCCAGGAAGCUUCAGGCAUUGGAACAAAAUGUUUUUUUUUAAACUUCAUUAUCUUCUAUGUUAUUAUGGUAUUAAAUGUUCACUUUCAUUGAAGUAUUUGCAAUGAGUCUGUAAAGUGAAAGGGUUGAAUGGAGAUAGUUGUGUGGAGUGAAUCUGCCGCCCCCUCUCCGUCCUUGCAAUUCCACACCACAGGCAUUAGAGGGGCUGCAACCUGUAAUUUCAAAGAAAAAAUGUUGGUAUUUAUAAUGUAGCAUUUAACAACUAAAGUUAAUCAUAAUUUAACGGUGCAAAUAAUGUAUAUAUUGUAAAGUCCAGAUUAAGAAACUGAUAUUUUUAUAUAUCGCCGAAUUACAAAAAAAAAACACAUUUAUGUUUGGUUGUAUAUGAAUAAAUGUAAUGAAGUGAUUGGCGGCAUUCCCCUUUGAUAAGCAGUGUUCACCAUUUUGUUAAGAUGUACUGUGUUUAACGCUUCUACACACAGCUUCUCUCUUGUCUAGUUACGUUCUCACUGGGCCCCUUCGUGACCCAGCAGUAUUGGCAAUUCCCAGAUCCAGAAGUGCACCUGAGAUACUUGCAAUGUUACCGGAGCCUAUUGUGAAUCAGAUAGUGUAAAGAAGUAUCAUAAGUGAUGUAUAAAUGUAAAGACUGGAACAUGUGGAUGAAUGAAAUAAAAACAUAUAAAAUAACCCAGUUUGUUUCACUAAAAUACAUUCUGCAAACUGUUGAAACAACGAGCCACCUCCCUCCUCUUAACCAGCUCCCGCUCAAGGCCCCACCCCCUGCCCUGUUGUUCCCUCAAUGGGGGGGCCUGGCUGCCAGUCAGGCCACGCUGCCCAUUUCAGUAUCAGAGGUCCGGGGCUUUUGGCUGCAAGUAUCCUCACCGAAGGUUCAUUUAUUAUCGAAGUAUACAACUCUGAAAUUCUUCUUCUGAAGUCGAGGCCCAAUGGCCAGAGCCCCCAAGUCUGAAUCUGUGUAAGUCUGCUGGGAAAAUCAGAUACCAUGAAUCCACACGUCCAGUGGAGACUGGGUAGAGGAACGGGCUUGUUUUGCUGUCGUUGCUUUGUUACUUGGCAUGUUCUGUUUUGUUGUGUUCUGCCAAGCAUUGUGGGCAUAGUGUGCUGGCGUUGGAAUGCGUGGCGCCCUUGCGGGCAUCCCCCAGCACGUCGUUAGGUGUGUUACAUAGAAACAUAGAAAAUAGGUGCAGGAGUAGGCCAUUCGGCCCUUCGAGCCUGCACCGCCAUUUAUUAUGAUCAUGGCUGAUCAUCCAACUCAGAACCCCGCCCCUGCCUUCC
Messenger RNA from Mobula hypostoma (lesser devil ray), 4222 nucleotides. RefSeq names its product prickle homolog 1b (gene prickle1b). The coding region runs from base 328 to 2724 and encodes 798 amino acids. Gene Ontology annotation, molecular function: zinc ion binding. NCBI's taxonomy places the organism in Eukaryota, Metazoa, Chordata, Chondrichthyes, Myliobatiformes, Myliobatidae. The transcript is spliced from 8 exons. The record is from RefSeq and is a predicted model, not a curated record.